UGGUCGUCGUCGUCAUCAUCAUCAUCAUCAUCAUCAUCAUCAUCAAAAUCAUCCUCAUCAUCAUUUUAAUUUUAAUUUAAUUCGAUUUGAUAUUCGUGUUGUUGUUUAAGCAGGAAUAUAGAUUUUGGCAAAUUUACACGUGUAAUUUUUUUUACAUGUUGUUUAUUUUUCUAUUUCGGUUUUCCAAUAAACACCACAUACUAAAUAAUCAUUUCCAUUGUGUGUCCUUAUUGUUGAUGUAAGCAUUUCAUAUGUUGCAUUCUAUGACUGUUAUUGGGAAUACUUCUGCUACAGUAUUUCAAUAUUUUCUGUGAGUAAAUACACCGCCCCUUUUAGGGACUGACACCUGACAUGCGCACAGUGCACCAAAUGACAUUCCUCCAGUCCCUACAAGUUGGAAUGAAAACUAUGGAGAGCGUUUCGGUAGAAACUUCAUUGUCCCGCAAUGAUAUUGCUCAAAUGUAAAGAGAGAAGAAAGGAGUAGAGGGGAAAUGUCAUUCACUCAAGUUUUUCCGAGAUGAAGAAACAAUUAUCUGGCUGCAGAGGGAAUGAGUAGAGGAAGUUUUUAGUCUGACGGCCACUUGGAUUUUUUUCAAGCCAAGCCUAGCUGGCCAACAGUUUGAUAUACAGCUUGAUUUUUAUUUGUAGUUAGCUGGCUAUUUUAAAUGGUUCAAAACGUUUUACCAUGUUUUAAUUCGUUUAAUUAAAGUUUUUUUUAUGUGUUUAUGAAUCCGUUUCACUUUUUCUUUUGGAGGAUCACUGCGAGGAACGUCGAGGAACUCGGCAAUGGCAGUCCCUGCCACAUCCAACCAUGUGUCUCGUCCGUCAUCUCCUGCCCCCACUGUUUCUCUUGUGGAGAUCAUGGAAGACACUCGAUUGGUGCUCGGAGCUUUCCUUCGCCAGUCUCUGGCCGUCCCUCUCGCCCAGCGGCCGGGCCGGAUAGGAGGGGCAUACAAGGACCACAGCAAGUACAGUGCAUUUGAGAAGAAUUUCCCGAGGAAGGCGGAAGAUGGCUGGGACUCGCUGGACGAACGAAUCAGUGCAGCUGAGGAGAAGAAACACGGAAUCAAAGACCUGAUAAGGAAGCGGAUGCGGCAGCGCUCCACCGUAUUGAGACGCUCACAGAAGGACUCUUCUAAGAAGGACGUCCAAGUGCAGAGUGGCUCCCUUGAACGGGACAUUCGAACAGGCCUGGCCAAGCUAGAUGUUUCUGGAAAAACCAAAAGCAUCGAUCGCACACAGCACUUACAAGACAAGCCUGAAUCAGAGCGUCAGUCUCCCACUUCAUCCUCUGAUGAAGGGAGUGGGAAAAAGGAAAGUAAAAAGAAGAAAAAGAAGUCCCCACUUUCCUCCCUCCUCCGCAAAAUAAAACCCCCAAAAAAUGAGGAGACGGCGAAUGCGGAGUCGCAACCCAAGAGGCCGAAUUCCCUGAAAUUCGCCGCAGGGGUGGAGCCUGAGGCUACACCUGCCUCACCGUCUCACCCGCCCCAGUUCUAUAAUGAACUGGCAGAGACCCUGGAUAAGAUAGCUCAGAAGCACACGGCUAAGCUCUCUCCUGUCAGCCCACCUCCCAGCACGAGUGAAACCAGUGAUAAGGAUGCUGUGGUCAGACAGCUGGUCCAUGUUUUGUCACUGCAGGGAGAUGCCAUCAACAACAAGAUCCAGUCGGAUCCGUUUUUGAGAUCGUCUUUGACCCGUCUCUCCUACCCUUCCUUCGCCAAGUUGCUCGAUACCUUUGCCAGUCAGGCGGAAGCUCCCACGCCCGCCCCGGCCAGUCCCACUUUGACCCGGGUCGCCGUGACGAUGGAGGUGUCGCGGCGUGUCGUCACGGCCACAGGGACGCAGAGGAUGCGGGGGUUUGCUGAGCGGUACAUGACAAAAUUUGCCCCCUGGGUGCAGAGUCAGGGUGGUUGGGAGAACAUUGCCCAGUUAGAAGAUGUUUCUGAGUAUGACUGACAGCUUGAGGCCUGUGGACAAAUACGGAGUACAUCACUACCUCCAUUGAGCAUGCACUGUGAGCUCUGAGCUCUGAAUUGUGACCUGACAUGAAGAAGAAAUGGGGACGGAAAAUCAUGUAGCAUCCUCUCCAGUGUCAUUGUUAUGUGCAGAGGAGAAAGGGUAGACUGUAUAGACUGUGUGCACCAAUGUGCUAUUAUCAAGCAGUAAAAUAGCAGUAAAACCAAAAAGAAUGGAUGUGUGAAACAUGCUAUUUUUUAACUGUCAUUUUAAAAUUACAUUUUUGUUACAAAAACAA
This is a messenger RNA of Anguilla anguilla (European eel), 2254 nucleotides long. RefSeq names its product bcl-2-like protein 12. Lineage: Eukaryota; Metazoa; Chordata; Actinopteri; Anguilliformes; Anguillidae. Gene Ontology annotation, biological process: regulation of apoptotic process. The transcript has 8 exons. Bases 787 to 1956 code for a protein of 389 amino acids. The record is from RefSeq and is a predicted model, not a curated record.